Molecule: messenger RNA, 2030 nt
Organism: Sorex fumeus (smoky shrew)
Lineage: Eukaryota; Metazoa; Chordata; Mammalia; Eulipotyphla; Soricidae
Gene: COQ8B
Product: coenzyme Q8B
Exons: 15
Coding region: 65-1624 (519 amino acids)
Biological process (GO): ubiquinone biosynthetic process
Cellular component (GO): extrinsic component of mitochondrial inner membrane
Molecular function (GO): kinase activity
Source: RefSeq, a predicted model, not a curated record
GGAGAUUCCCGGAAGUGCCGGGGCCCCCACGCGCAGCGGACCCGGAGCCUACGAGCCGUGGGUCAUGUGGCUGGAGGUGGGGGGUCUGCUGCGGGGCACCAGUGGACAGCUGGGCCGGACUGUUGUUCUGCCUUGGGGAACCCUGGGACCCCGGCCCCAACUGAGGGGACCAUGUGGGAGUUCCUGGGUCCACAGGGUUCAUCAGGAUAGGCCUAGCCGAGGCCUGGGUGAGGAGGACAUUCGUAGGGCUCGGGAAGCCCGGAUCACAAAGACACCCCGACCCCAGCUGAGUGACCGCUCUCGAGAACGCAAGGUGCCCUCAUCCCGUGUCAGCCGCUUGGCCAACUUCGGGGGACUGGCCAUGGGCCUGGGCCUGGGAGCACUGGCCGAGCUGGCCAAGAAGUCGCUGCCAGGAGGAACUGCGAAACCAGGGUCCAGCCUUUUCCUGUCGGAGGCCAAUGCCGAGCGGAUCGUGCAGACCUUAUGUACAGUUCGGGGAGCGGCUCUGAAAGUCGGCCAGAUGCUCAGCAUCCAGGACAACAACCUUAUGAGCCCCCAACUGAAGCGCAUCUUCGAACGUGUCCGCCAGAGCGCUGACUUCAUGCCCCGAUGGCAGAUGAUGAGAGUUCUUGAAGAGGAGCUGGGCCAGGACUGGCAGACCAAGGUGGCCUCCUUGGAGGAGGUGCCCUUUGCCGCUGCCUCCAUUGGGCAGGUGCACCAGGGCGUGCUGAAGGAUGGGACAGAGGUGGCAGUGAAGAUUCAGUACCCGGGUGUGGCCCAGAGUAUCCAGAGUGACGUCCAAAACCUGCUGGCUGUGCUGAAGAUGAGCGUGGCCCUGCCAGAGGGCCUGUUUGCCGAGCAGAGCCUGCAGGCCCUGCAGCAGGAGUUGGCCUGGGAGUGCGACUACCAGCGCGAGGCAGCCUGCGCCGGGAACUUCAGGCAGCUGCUGGCCGAUGACCCCUUCUUCCGGGUGCCAGCUGUGAUUAAGGAGCUGAGUACAACACGGGUGCUGGGCAUGGAGCUGGCAGGAGGGAUCCCCCUGGAUCAGUGCCAGGGCCUGAGCCAGGAUAUCCGGGAUGAGAUAUGCUUCCAGCUCCUGAGGCUGUGCCUGCGGGAGUUGUUUGAGUUCCGCUUCAUGCAGACCGACCCCAACUGGGCCAACUUCCUGUACGACGCCUCCAACCACCAGGUGACCCUGCUGGACUUCGGUGCAAGCCGGGAGUUCGGGACGGAAUUCACAGACCACUACAUCGAGGUGGUGAUGGCUGCAGCUAAUGGAGACAGAGACCGAGUCCUGCAGAAGUCCCGGGACCUCAAAUUCCUCACAGGCUACGAGACCAAGGCCUUCUCUGACGCCCACGUGGAGGCUGUGAUGAUCCUGGGGGAGCCCUUUGCCACCCAGGAGCCCUAUGACUUCGGGGCAGGCGGCACUGCCCACCGGGUGCAGGGUCUUAUCCCUGUCCUGCUGCGGCACCGCCUCCGCCCGCCCCCAGAGGAGACCUACGCGCUGCACCGGAAGCUGGCGGGGGCCUUCCUGGCCUGCGCCCACCUCCGGGCCCGCAUCGCCUGCAGGGACCUCUUCCUGGACACCUACCGCCGCUACUGGGCCCAGCGCCAGGCCUGAGAGCCAAGGCCCUCUGCCUCCCAGGGGCCCUCGACAGAACUCAGCCUUCCCACCCUGGGAAGGCUCUGGGAUUGAGGACCGGCCCCACACCCCAGCCUUCGGAGGAUUGCCUAGCUCUCUCUCAGGGGCUUCACCCCUCCAUCCUGCUCAGCGCAGGCCAAGGUGGUAUCAGGGAACCAGUCCGCAUCGAGGGAGCCGGCUGUCACAGAGACUCAGACUCAGAGAGAGGGAAAGCCUCCACCCCCACCUCUGGUCUCCCAGGAGGGAGUCCCCUCUGCGCAAGGAGGAGGCAGGCUUGGCGCUGGGCAGAGGCCGCCGUACCACUUCAGACCCCUCCAGCAGCUGCCUGCUCUCCGCUCCAUCCUCUCUGUCACCAGGGUGGGUGGCCCUGGGCAUUGACCCUUCA